Messenger RNA from Culicoides brevitarsis, 839 nucleotides. RefSeq names its product BET1 homolog (gene Bet1). The record is from RefSeq and is a predicted model, not a curated record. Gene Ontology annotation, biological process: vesicle fusion with Golgi apparatus; endoplasmic reticulum to Golgi vesicle-mediated transport. Gene Ontology annotation, molecular function: SNAP receptor activity. NCBI's taxonomy places the organism in Eukaryota, Metazoa, Arthropoda, Insecta, Diptera, Ceratopogonidae. Gene Ontology annotation, cellular component: SNARE complex. The transcript is spliced from 2 exons. Bases 197 to 544 code for a protein of 115 amino acids.
AAAAUCAAAACAAUACGUGUAAUAAAUUCAAUCAAGGCCACUUUUUAAUCAAUUAUUGAAGAAUCUGACGGGAUUCUCCCAUAAAAUGAUAAUUUUCUGAUUUCACAAGACACAAGCUUUGCAUCGAAAUCAACAAUUUUCUCAAAAAUCAGUAGAAAAAGCGAAUCUUUCCAAAGUGGCGAGUUUCAACGAGAGAAUGCGACGAACUCAGGGAGGAUAUGGGUAUCAGCCGGUGCCAACGAAUAACGGCAUGAACCACAAUGACAUGCUGGAGACGGAAAACGAGCAAAUGUCGGAAGAUCUGAAACGCAAAAUUGGCGCACUCAAGAACAUUUCCAUCGAAAUUGGCAAUGAAGUCAAGUAUCACAAUGCGUUGUUGCGCGAUUUUGACGACGAUAUCGACAAGACAGACGGAUUCCUGAAAAGUAACAUGAAACGCGUGAUGCGACUGGGGAAAGGCGGGCAUCGGAGCUACUGGUGUUACAUGUUCUUGUUUGCGCUUUUUGUGUUCUUCUUGUUGUACAUUAUUCUGGCCUUUAGAUAGUUUAGCGAAUGAAUGAAUUUGUUAUAAAUAUAUUUUUAUGUUAAUUUUUUGGAAGAAAAAAAAAUCAGUUACGGAAUGAAAAAUUUAAUUUUAAAUAUUUACGAUUUUUUGUCUCAUUUUUUUUUUGCUCGAAACAACAACAGCUGGCAAUAAGUCUGCCUAAGUCAGAUAACAUUUUUGAUAAUAAAUUAUUUAUUAUGCGUUUUUUCGUGUCUUCUGUGUUUUCGUGUCACAUUUUCAUAAUGCUUUGCCAAAAGUCACCUUACCAAAAGCAUACGAGCGCUUUUAAAAAAUA